Molecule: messenger RNA, 1137 nt
Organism: Ilex paraguariensis (yerba mate)
Lineage: Eukaryota; Viridiplantae; Streptophyta; Magnoliopsida; Aquifoliales; Aquifoliaceae
Source: the annotation of a GenBank genome assembly
AUGGAUAUGGAAAUUGAUUUAUCCAACCUUGGAACCGUUAAUACGAUGUUUGCGGCAUUAUUCAGCAAGUUGGGUGUCCCCAUCAAGACUACUAUUUCUGCCAACAUACUUGAAGAGGCUUUAAAUGGAACUGUCACAGUUAGACCUCUUCCAAUUGGGACAUCUGUCAGUGGAAAGGUAGAAAAGCAAUGUGCCCACUUCUUUGGUGUGACUAUUAGUGAGGAACAAGCUGAGGCAGGGGUUGUAAUUAGAGUUACAUCAGCUGCACAAAGCAAAUUUAAGGUUGAUGAACUGUUAAAACAGAGAGACACCAUCCAUUCUUCAUUCACUGUCACUAGGUCAGUCAUUAGUAGUAGUGGGAGCGGUCAUUUUAGUAAUGGAAGUAGCAGCAAAGUUCCUGGUGAAGAUUUUAAGGCUGAGAGCCCUGGGGAAGAUGGAAGCUCAGAUGGGAAGGAUAAAUCUACCAAGAAAAAAUGGUUCAAUCUUAACCUGAAAGGGUCAGUCAUUAGUAGUAGUGGGAGCGGUCAUUUUAGUAAUGGAAGUAGCAGCAAAGUUCCUGGUGAAGAUUUUAAGGCUGAGAGCCCUGGGGAAGAUGGAAGCUCAGAUGGGAAGGAUAAAUCUACCAAGAAAAAAUGGUUCAAUCUUAACCUGAAAGGGUCUGAUAAAAGGGCAAGUUGAAAUUGUUUGGUUACUUUACUUGUAUUGUUGGAAAAGCUUGGAAUUCAUACUUGUGUUCAAACACGAGCCACUGGUUUGCCGCCUGCUGAAGGCUCGCGAUGUAUUCCUUAUUGAUUUGCUCUCUACUCUGGGUUCUCCCCAAGGUUUUUUUUUUGUUUAUGGCUUGUUAUGAUUCAUUUCUGCGAAAUGUUAAAAAAAAUAUGAAGGUUUGUGCAGCGGUAUUUCUCAUUUUGUGUUUUAGUUGAACUAAAAUCCUUAGUCUCCAAGGUGAUAUAAGCUGAUGAAAGAUGUUGAAGAACUGUAAUAAAAUAUUCAUUGCAGGGGUUUGUUGUAUAAAAAAUUUUCUAUCUUCUCUUUUCCUUUAACUGGUGAUCCUUCUUUCAACAAACCAAAUUGUUCAAGUGUGAUUUUGCUGGAUCUGGUGAAUGAAGCGAUUAAAUCCGAAGUAAGUUUCUAAAC